Molecule: messenger RNA, 2145 nt
Organism: Solenopsis invicta (red fire ant)
Lineage: Eukaryota; Metazoa; Arthropoda; Insecta; Hymenoptera; Formicidae
Gene: abo
Product: DET1 homolog
Exons: 8
Coding region: 178-1845 (555 amino acids)
Biological process (GO): protein ubiquitination; positive regulation of proteasomal ubiquitin-dependent protein catabolic process
Cellular component (GO): cullin-RING ubiquitin ligase complex; nucleus
Molecular function (GO): ubiquitin-like ligase-substrate adaptor activity; ubiquitin protein ligase binding
Source: RefSeq, a predicted model, not a curated record
UUGUCAACCUAACCUGUUUCCAAAUCUGCAUGGGCCUCGCGUGACAAAGACGUCGUCAGAAGUAGACUAUGUCCGCUGGUCCACUUCUGUCAACGAUGUGUCGCACGUAGUAUCGGCAGUUUUCAUCGCGAUGGACGCUGCUUUCGUGCACCGCGAUCGCGCGACAGGUCUGUGAGGAUGACGGCGCGGGAGAGCAGGAUCGAAUCCGUAGCGGAUCCUUGCCCCGUCAAUCCCCGCAGGAUCGGUCCGCAGAACGUGGUGGUACGUUUAAGACGCAGAGAGACGAUGGGCUGCCCGUUCCCGGGCACCCACGUGCACUGCGCGCGGCAAUUCUACCAAAACGUCUUUCCCAACUUCACUGUGAUGAACGUGGAGAAACCGCCGUGUUUUCUCCGCAAGUUUAGCCCGGACGGGAGGUACUUAGUAGCGUUCAGCGCGGAUCAGACGUCGAUCGAGGUGUACGAGUACCGCGGAGCGUCGGCUGCCGCAGACUUACUGGCCGAUUGCGAAGGCGAGUACAUCGGCCACAAGAACGACGACUGUAGCUUUCACAUACGAAGUAAUAUCUUCGCACGCUUCUUCAAGGUAAAGUGGGUUAUAAAUGUAGUAGAAAGCAACCAGCAAUUGAACAGAGAAUGCAGUCUUUUUACCGAUGACGCUCGCUACGUGAUCGUGGGCUCGGCCGCUCAUAUCCCCGAGGAACUGAGGCCACACUUUUAUCAGAUUUACUCUAAUAACGAAGCGCUGACACCAAACCCUAGAUCACCACUCGAGGAUUACAGCCUACAUCUUGUUGACUUAAAAGGUGGAAAGCUGUGUGACACAAGACACUUCAAAGUGGAUAAAAUCUACUUGUCACAUAAUCAAGGUUUAUAUUUGUAUAAAGAUAUUUUAGCAGUUAUGUCUGUGCAGCAUCAAACGAUACAUAUCUUUCAAAUUCUUGAUGGCAUGUUUAUUAAUGUCAGAACAAUAGGAAGGUUUUGUAUGGAAGACGAUGCAUAUUUAGUGACAAGUGCUUUUCCUGGGAUUAAUUGUCGGCCAUUUAAAGAUGUUGCAAUUAAUAGUCUAAAACACAGAUUACUUGUAUAUUUAUACAAAAGAGCUGACUAUAUAAGUUAUGUGACUAAAGAUCCUUAUGAAUUAAGACGAUUUUAUCAAUAUUUUGAUCAGCUAAAUUCACUACGAAUGUGGAAGAUGCAGUUGUUAGAUACAAAUCAUAUCUUGGUAAGAUAUGCAAGUGAAGAAGUAGCGACGUUACAAGCAAACGAACCAAAUGCACAGCCAGCUCUGUUAGUGGUUUAUGAUAUGGUUACGGCGAAAAUUUUGGCAGCUUAUGACAACGCAUCAACUCAAUUGUUAACUCAAUUCGAAAACUUUAGCGACUUUUUUAGAAAUGCUAGAAUGAGCACGGAUUGUCAGUACAUGUGCUCGCCAUCUAAUAAUAUAUAUGCCAGAUUGCUACAACAAAGAUUUAAGCAAACAAUAAUAAGCGCUAGAUACGGAGGUAUUACCGAAGCCACAAAGAGACUGCUUGCUCAGUUACCAAUAUGCGCACAAUCUUAUUCCAGUUCGCCAUAUCUUGACUUAGCGUUAUUUUGCUAUGAUGAAAAAUGGGUAUCUAUGAUGGAACGCCCUAAAGCGUGCGGGGAACAUCCAAUACGCUUUUAUGCACGUGAUUCGGGUCUCUUAAAAUUCAGAAUGUAUGCCGGUAUGUUGGGACGAACAGCACCAACGGCUGCGAGACGAUUAGUAGCAUUCACUUUCCAUCCAACGGAUCCAUUUGCAAUUUCGGUACAACGCACUAAUGCGGAAUAUAUUGUUAGUUUUCAUGUUAGGCAUGUCUAGAUCUUCCUUUUCUCCGGUUACAUAUAUAUAUAUUUUACUAAUGUACAAACGGAUUUCUCACGUUUCGUCAGAAUUGUUGAGAUCGCUGCCGCUAAAGUACAAAGUAAAUUACUUGUUGAACAAAACUAUUACAGCGUAAUCAUAUAAAGUUAAAUUAGAUUCAAAGAUUACCAUCGAUUGCUAGCAUGUAAGAUAAUGCAGUGUAGUUUAAUACACUUUUAAUACAAUUGAUAAUCAAGAAUUAAGAUUUUAGAAAAUGCGAAAUGAUUAUCAUUGCAUUUUGUCACUCAUAAAAGAAAA